Messenger RNA from Onthophagus taurus, 1190 nucleotides. RefSeq lists its product as uncharacterized. Lineage: Eukaryota; Metazoa; Arthropoda; Insecta; Coleoptera; Scarabaeidae. The record is from RefSeq and is a predicted model, not a curated record.
UGACGUUUAACCUCAAAUUUUAUUUAAUAAUUAUGUCUAAAAAAAACCGAAAUAAUUACACUCAAUACUCGCAAGAAGAAUCAUCAAGUUCAUCGCUUAAUUACGAUAAAUCAAAGAUUUGUCGAAUCUUGCGAGGGGAAGAACUUUAUAACGAAAAAAAGGUGAUUUACUCUGGGAUAAAUCGCCCGUUAAGGGCUUUUAAACACGUAAAUGGAUGUUAUUUGAACGAAUCCUCCAUAAAACCGUUUUUGCGGAUAACCCCCGAUCAAAAAAGGGUGAAUGUUUCAAUCCAUGGUGUUAAAAAAUUGCAGAAAACGCCUUCAGAAUGUAGCAGAAACGUUCAAACUCAAACUUCUUGUUAUGAAGAUUUAAAUAAUAACUUAAAUUGUAGCUUCACUCAAAGAAGAGAUGAAUACGAACGGAAUAAAUCGUCUUCUAAGUUUGCGUCGACCUCAACGAUGAAGGAAUUUAGUGAUUAUUCCUCAUCGGAUAGAUUAAAGGAUUUGGAGAGUUUCAGGAAAGAGAAUUAUUUCGAAACUCAUGAUGUUAAUGGCUUAAUUAAUCAUAAAUGUGUGCAUCAGUUUAAAAUAAACGAUAGGUUUCUUCCUGAACCGAUAAAUCCUGAUGUUUAUGGAAUAAGUAGGUGCAUAAUUUGUAAUAAAGCGUUGGAAAUGAUUAAUAAACACGAAAAAGAUAAUGAAUUAAAGAGGAGAAGUAAUAAAAAAGAUGUUGUUAAUAUCAAGAAGAGAUAUGAGAUGAAAUUAAAGCCGGUUACGGUUAAUAUUGGGACAGGUAAAGAGGUUAUGAAGAUUUCGGUGCCUUACGGGUUGGAGGAGGAGCGUUUUGGGAGGAGGAAAAAUUUGGUUUUUGAUAGUUUUGCUUUGAGGCUUCAAAAAGGGGUUUUUUGAUUUGAGAAGACAUCUUUAUUAAAAAUUAAGUUAAAUAUACAACAUAAAAACACAAAGGUCGUUUAUCACAACAAUAUAUAAUUAAUUAUAAAGUAGUCUUAAGUAUUGCAUUUUUAAAUAAGAUAAAUUAAAAUAAAUUUAAACUGCUUAUUGUCCUUUUCCCCAAAAUGUCUUUGGGCCUAAUGUACUUUGUCGUCGCUUCGUUCUCAAAGUUUUUCUGCUCAUCUUUGUAUUUUUGUUUUAAAAUGAUCAAUCGUAAACACAAAUAAUUCAUGUAACAAA